Messenger RNA from Monoraphidium neglectum, 375 nucleotides. RefSeq lists its product as hypothetical. The coding region runs from base 1 to 375 and encodes 124 amino acids. The transcript is spliced from 5 exons. Lineage: Eukaryota; Viridiplantae; Chlorophyta; Chlorophyceae; Sphaeropleales; Selenastraceae. The record is from RefSeq and is a predicted model, not a curated record.
AUGAAUGACAUCAACGCGGCGCAGCGGCUGAGGGUGGCGGCGCUGGAGAAGGCGGAGGCCGCGAAGGUGCGCGUGGUGAAGAGCGCGGAGGCGGACGCCGAAGCCAAGUACCUCCACGGCAGCGGCGUCGCGCGCCAGCGGCAGGCCAUUGUUGCGGGGCUGCGUGAGUCCGUGCGCGAGUUCUCCAGCUCCAUCCCCGGCAUACAGAGCCGCGACGUCCUGGAGCUGAUGCUGGUGACGCAGUACUUUGACCUGCUGCGGGACAUAGGGUCCACCGGCAAGUGCUCCACGGUGUUCACGGGCAGCGACGAGAAGGGGUCGGCGGUGGCGGACCUGCGGCGCGCGAUCAUGGAGGGGCAGACCAUGCAGCGCUGA